Messenger RNA from Ruditapes philippinarum (Manila clam), 1530 nucleotides. Its product is annotated as N-acetyllactosaminide beta-1,6-N-acetylglucosaminyl-transferase-like. Gene Ontology annotation, molecular function: acetylglucosaminyltransferase activity. Lineage: Eukaryota; Metazoa; Mollusca; Bivalvia; Venerida; Veneridae. The transcript has 2 exons. Gene Ontology annotation, cellular component: membrane. The coding region runs from base 112 to 1515 and encodes 467 amino acids. The record is from RefSeq and is a predicted model, not a curated record.
GUAAUAUUGUACCGUAUACAUGGACAAUACCCGGUAAAUUGAUGCUGUUUUAUUUAUAAUAUAAGGAAUUCUUACGCUUCUUGAGAAGCAUUUACUUGAGAGGAAUACAAAAUGAGAAAAAUACGAAAAGGACUAAAGAUUUUCCGGACUUACCCAAUAGUAAUUUGUUUAUGCGUUGGCUACAUCUAUAUAUGUAUGAAUUUUUUCGUUAAAACAACUCCGGAACACCGUAUUACACACAAUCAAAUGACUGUUAUUACUUAUUUCACGGAUAAAGGAGUUGAUGGCGAAACUAGAGCGAAAACUACAAAAGAAGAUAAGCAAACAGACAUUCGCAAUAUACCUAAAUGCAAUAUGUCUAGCUAUAUUGCUUAUGGUAGUGGCCUUUGUCUUACAGUGUUGUCCAAGAGAAAGAUUUCUUUACCAUCAGAUGUAAUAAUGGGUAAAACGUUAAAGCUGAGUCAGCAAAAAAUAAUGAAGACUAAAGCAGGCAGUAGAAAUCAUCGGAACGAUUAUUUAUUGUCAAGAGAAGAAAACUGUAGCAUUGAUAAGGUUGUUCAACAUUGUCACACUUUAAGGGAAUCGUAUAUAUAUGGAAAACAUAACACUUCGACUGAAGAGAAGUUGUAUCCACUAGCGUUUGCAAUGAAAAUUCAUACAUACGGUAACCAAGCACACAGACUUUUAAGAUACAUUUAUCAUCAACAUAAUAUAUACUGUAUACAUAUCGAUGGAAAAGCAGAUAUUGAAAUCUACAAGAGAUUCAAACUAAUUGAGUCAUGUUUUGAUAACAUUAUUGUUAUCGAAGAUCGAGUACGUGUGGUAUACUCAACAAUACGUGUUGUAGAGGCAGAGCUAAAAUGUAUGAAAGCUUUAAGUGGAUCAACAACGAAAUGGAAAUAUUAUAUCAAUUUAACUGGACAAGAAUUUAUGUUGAAGACCAAUGCAGAACUUCUGAAGAUAUUAAAAGCUAUGAAUGGAACUAAUGAUAUUGAAAGUUAUCCGGUACCAUUUACAGAAUAUCACAAAUUCAAACAAAGGACAUUUAUCAUAAACGAAAAUCCUAUUAUAACGCGUCAAAAGAAGCAAGGAUUUCGUCAAAACAUUAAAAUACAUAAAGGAAGUGCUUACGGAAUGUUUAGUAGAGAAUUUGUAAAUUUCAUUUUAAAUGAUAACUUUGUGAAAGAUUUUUUGAUUUGGUUAGGAGACACUUACGCUCCAGAAGAAUUAAUCUGGGCAACAUUACAAGUGUUGCCAGGUACUCCCGGAGGGCGUUCCAACUCAGUGUCAACCAAAGACAUUUAUAUUUCACGGGCUGUCAAGUGGCAAAUGGAUCAAACAGUAACUUGUCAUGGAAAAUACGUACACUGGAUUUGUAUUUAUGGUUUAGAAGAUCUUCCAUGGUUACUUAGUCAUAGAAAUAUUGUUGCAAACAAAUUUUAUGAAGACUUUGACCCACUUGCCUUAUAUUGUGUUGAAAAUAUUAUGUAUUUAAGGUUAAUGCAUGGCAAAUGAUCACAUUGAUCUGAC